Dissoconium aciculare CBS 342.82 is the source of this 798-nucleotide messenger RNA. RefSeq lists its product as uncharacterized. The transcript has a single exon. Bases 180 to 701 code for a protein of 173 amino acids. The record is from RefSeq and is a predicted model, not a curated record. Lineage: Eukaryota; Fungi; Ascomycota; Dothideomycetes; Mycosphaerellales; Dissoconiaceae.
GGUCCAAGCCCAAGCCAAGGGAAUCACAAACUUGGCGGCGGCUGUUAGACCCGAGGAUGUCGCCCAAUCGCUCACCGCAUUGAUCGCCUUCUCCUGAGUGCCCAGGUGUUUUGUCUACGACUUCACUCCACCGAGACACACGAAGGGAUCCUUGACAGCACCGUGGGCACCUCUUUGCCAUGAACGCCCUGUAUGAUGCACAGCUGCUACGUCCGCCAAGGAUUUCACGGACCGGCUCUUGUCAUCAUGGAUGCCGCAAAUGCAUCAGACCAAGCGCAGGUGGCUGUUCCUGCACCUGGCUUAUCAUUCCACAUUUAGCAACGCAGGGCUUCACCAAGCAAACCUUGAAAGAGAUCUGCAUCGAGGCGGCUUACAUACACACAUGCACACACACAUACAUACACCGGAGUUCAACGACGCCCUCAACUGCAUAUGAAGUGGAUCUGAGGGUCGACGUUCUCAGCUUAACUCCGCCGAACUUGGCGUGGUCGUACAUCGCCCAGACACCAAGAUGGGAUAUAGUGAUGACUUUUCCCUGCUGUGCCACUGGAUCCCCAACUCCGACCACCAACACUAGCGUCGGUCUGACUUCUGUAAGCUGCGCCACCAAAGCUAAAAUACCAAUCUUAAUGCGUUCGGGAUGCUUAGUAGAUCUGACAGCAGAUGUCUGGGCACUGCGCGGCGUGUUGCAUGGCAGGUAGCGAACACGGCCAUUGGUCGGUUGGAUCUUCACGCCGUAAGAAUCUUACAAAUCCAAUCGUUACUAUGAGACAUCGGUGUUUCGAAGCACAUAUAAGA